Penaeus monodon (black tiger shrimp) is the source of this 627-nucleotide messenger RNA. RefSeq lists its product as uncharacterized. The record is from RefSeq and is a predicted model, not a curated record. The transcript is spliced from 3 exons. NCBI's taxonomy places the organism in Eukaryota, Metazoa, Arthropoda, Malacostraca, Decapoda, Penaeidae. Gene Ontology annotation, molecular function: protein binding. Bases 1 to 627 code for a protein of 208 amino acids.
AUGUCUUGUUCGAGUGUGCCGCCCAGUGCAGACAGCAUUGUUGUCACCUGGACCCCACCAGAAACAUUCUGCAAUGUGACCACGUACAACGUCACGUACAUCGGAGACGUUCUGUGGUCGGACCAGAAAGAAGUCAAUUCACUGGAGACUUCCAACAAAUUCGCCAGCUUGAACAGCUUGACCUCUUGGACUCGCUACAACGUGUGCGUCGCGGGCGUCGUCUCGGACGGCUUUGUGGGCGGACGGUCCUGCUGCGACGCCAUCACCAAGAGCGUCCGGCCCCCCCGCCUCGCUCAACGUGUCGGCCACGAGCAGCAGCAGCAUCACAGCGUCUUCGGGGAGGAACCGCUGGCGCCGAACGGGAAGAUCGACGGCUACGAGCUGACUGUCGGCGGCGACGCAGUGCAAGUGCAGAAUGUGACGGAGCACACCAUCACCGGCCUCGCCAAGAACUCGAACUAUAAUAUAAGCUUAAAGGCCCACAACGGGGCGGGUUACGGCGCGGCGGCGACAGUGACGGCGAAGACGCAGAAGGCGGCCACGUGUCUGGCAUCGUGGCAGGCGUGGUGUGCGGGCUACUGCUGGGGGCCGCAGGCGUGGCUGCCUUCCUCUACAGGGACGCUCUGA